CUUUGUCAGUCUGAAUAAUAUUACAUAAUAUAUUGUUGUAACAUUUAAAAAAUGAACUUAUGAGCGCAUAGUAAUUUUAAAUUUUAGUAAAUGUCUUAAAAAAACAACAAUGAAUUAUUAUUACAACGAAGAAAUGGAAUCAAUUGAAACAAUACUAAAAAUGCUCAAGGUGUGUUCAAAAUAUUUUCCAGUACCAACAAUUGUUGAAGAUCAGGAGUUAAAACAAAAAAUGAAUAAUUUGAGUAUUUUACAUAACAUGUGGUCAAAUAAGUUGUUAGAUAGCUUAUAUCCAUCCGAGGUGUAUAAGCAAGUUUGUGUGAUGUUUUCUGAGAACGUUUUUCGAUCAUUGCCAAAAUCAUCUUAUAUGAGCAAUGAAGAAAUAAGUAAUGAAAUGAUGUGGGAGUUCCAACAGUUAAGUCCAGUAUAUAAUGUUUUUGAUGCUUUUCUGUGUCUUGAUGGAUUCGACCCAGAAAAAGCUAUAAUAUACAUUGACAAAAAAUUUAUAAAUUUAUCUAUAAGACGCCUGGACAGUUGUAUGGAGGCUGAACGGUUGUGGAUUAAACAAAUUCUUUUGAAAUUAUACGAAAAAAUGUUUAUUUUGAGGAAAGAUAUUUACUAUGCCGUUAUUAAUUCUUUAACUGAUUACGGUUAUCAACAAAUCAGUGAUUUUAUGGGUGUAAAAGAAUUGCUUGAAAUAUUUCAAAUUUAUUUUGAAAAAAAUUCAGUGAAAGAGACAUUACUUAUUAAGGUAUUGUUACCUUUAAUGAAACGUAAUGGUUUGGUUCAUUAUAUUAUGUCGCUGGAAUUUUGUUAUCAAUCAGCAAUACGACGCAUAAAUCCAAACCUAUCAGUCAUUUUUAUGGAGUACAUAUUGACAAAUUGGUCAACUAUUAAUUCAACGUUACAUUUGCCGUGGUGUAAAGUUUUGAUAUCACUUUAUCAACAAUGUGGUGUUGUUCAAUGGUCACAGAUGCGUCAUAGAGUGGUGCGACAUUUGACAAAGUUAUUAAAAAGCGAAAGUCAUACUAUUUGCGGAAUUUCUAUACAUUUUUGUGUCAUGUUAGUAAAUGGAGAAAAUCAACUACUUUGCGAGGACGCUGAGUGUAUUUCUGAAGCCUUAGUUGAUAUUUACAGGACUCAUUGGAGUUACAGUUGUGUUACAGAUGCGGGUUCUUUAUUAAAACGUUUAGCUGAUGAUAAAGAUCUUCUAAAAGGUCCAAGCCGAUUGUUAGCCUUGGAAGCUCUCAUUGAUGAUCGUCCCCAUAAAAUGGUGCAAUCAAUGAUUGAAGAUAAUAUUUAA
Messenger RNA from Daktulosphaira vitifoliae (grape phylloxera), 1300 nucleotides. RefSeq lists its product as uncharacterized. The coding region runs from base 110 to 1300 and encodes 396 amino acids. The transcript is spliced from 4 exons. Gene Ontology annotation, cellular component: protein phosphatase type 2A complex. The record is from RefSeq and is a predicted model, not a curated record. Gene Ontology annotation, biological process: signal transduction. Gene Ontology annotation, molecular function: protein phosphatase regulator activity. Lineage: Eukaryota; Metazoa; Arthropoda; Insecta; Hemiptera; Phylloxeridae.